AUGCGAGCCCCCAACGACAACAAGUUUGAUCCCAACACGGACAUCUCCGACCUCUCGGGCCGGGUGUACGUGAUCACGGGCGGCAGCGCGGGCAUCGGCUACGGCAUCUCGGCACACCUCCUCCAACACAAUGCGGCCAGGAUCUACCUGCUCGGCAACAAGGAGCAGCACCUCGACGAGGCCCAGCAAGGGCUCAGGCAGUACGGCGACGCCUCCCGCGUCGUGGAGCUCGUGCAGUGCGACCUCGCCUCGCUGCGGCAGACCAGCCUCGUCGCGGCCCAGCUCGCGGCCAAGCUCGACCGGCUCGACGCGCUCAUCCUCAACGCGGGCAUCGGCGUCGGGCCCUACGCAGAGUCCCCGGAGGACGGCCUGGACACGCACAUGCAGGUCAAUGUCAUCUCGCAACACCACCUCGCCAUGACGCUGCUCCCCGUGCUCGCCAAGACAAAGGGGAGCCGGCUGUGCCUGCAGUCCUCCGAGAUGCACCGCAUCGGCACGAGCGGCGUGCGCUUCCUCAGCCUCGAGGAGAUCAACCACGACAUUGGGCCCUCCAGCCUCUACGGGCGCAGCAAGCUCGCCCAGAUCCUGCUCAUGCGGGCAAUGUACCGACAAGAAGGACAAGAACAAGAGCAACAAGAAAUAAAGGCGCCCGUCCUCAUCGCGACACACCCCGGCGGCGUCGUCACCGACCAGCAGGACCAGGCCGUCGAGGCGUACGGCCUGCUCGGCAAGAUUGGCGUCGCCGCCGCCCGGCCCUUUAUGAAGGACCCCGUCGACCAAGGGUGCCGCCCGAUGCUCUUCGCCGCGACGGCCGACGACGUGGCCACCCUCGCCGACGACAUCUACGACGGCAGCUACAUCGUGCCCGACUGCAAGGUCGCCGACGUCAGCACCCAGGCGCAGGACGAGAAGCUGCAGGAGCGGUGCUGGACGCUCGUGCAGGGAAUACUCAGGGACCGCCUGGGGACGUUGGUAGAGAGAGAGAAGGCCAAAUGA
This is a messenger RNA of Microdochium trichocladiopsis, 996 nucleotides long. RefSeq lists its product as uncharacterized. The record is from RefSeq and is a predicted model, not a curated record. The transcript has 2 exons. Bases 1 to 996 code for a protein of 331 amino acids. NCBI's taxonomy places the organism in Eukaryota, Fungi, Ascomycota, Sordariomycetes, Xylariales, Microdochiaceae.